AUGUUUCGAAAUUGCUCUCUUUUGGUACUGUUCGCUGCCAUAAUAAAGGCAGUCAAUGCCGUGACGUUCAUCGUCCCAAAUGCAGCUGGUGCGGGAGGUUACAAAUAUGCGCCUCUAGACCCAGCACCAGUGGGAAUAUCAUUCGAGUUUUUCGCCUUUCCGUCAUAUUUCACCAAUGUCUCAUCCACGAACCAAUGCCUCGCUAACUGGAAAGACCUCACCGGGGUGUGGCCGCCCAUCCGAAUCGGUGGCACUACCCAAGACCGAGCACAAUAUGACCCAAGCACCUCUGCCUUUGUCGUGUACACCGUCGCCAAUGCUGCCGACGCACCCUCGACGUUGACUUUCGGGCCAAGCUUCAUGACACUGGCUGCCAACUACCAGGGCAGCGUUGUCGUCGGCCUCAAUAGGGGAAAGAACAACAUCGCCAACACCAUUUCAGCAGCCAAGGUAGCGGUGUCGCAGAUGAGCAAUCUGCUGGCAAUCGAGUUGGGAAACGAGCCCGAGUACUACGCCAGCGCUGGACAUCCCAUCACCUCUGGCGGGUGGUCCCCCACUACCGAUGCUGCGUCGCAAAACAACUGGGCCGUAUCAAUCGGCUCAGCAGUGGACAGGAUGCCUAUCAUUCAAGCGGGAAACUCGAAUGAUGCCAGCGGAAGUCCACUGACGUGGGGCGCUGCAGAGCUGAUCGCAACGCAGAAUACAACCGUCAAACAAUACGUCAAAACUUAUGCGCACCACAACUAUCCAGGCGGCACGGUUACUUCAUUGAUGAGCCAUUCCGGCAUUUCGACGAAUCUGCACAAGUUUGACGGGGAUAUCGCCGCUGCUUUGAGGCAGGGCAAGCCGUACGUGUUUGGAGAGACGAACUCUGUCUCUGGAGGUGGUGCCGCCAGUGUAUCGCCAACUUUUGGCGCAGCCCUUUGGACGAUGGACUAUGUACUCCGCACAACAUAUAGCAAUAUAUCGCGAACAUACUUCCACCACGGAACAGUUGGGAACUGCCAGUACUGCUUCUGGGGUCGUUACAGCAUGGGCGCACCAUACUAUGGAGGCUACGCAGCAACAGCCUUUCUCGCCAAAGGCUCGUACCUUACGGCGCUUGAUGAUGGAAAGACAAACUAUGCCGCAUAUGUAUCAUUCGAUGCCAGUCGUGCUCCCUUGAGAGCCUUGCUGUAUAACUCGGAUUACUUCAGCGGGAGUGGUACUCGUUCGAGCCAGGCUUUCGUCCUGGAAGGAAUAACCGGCAACUCAGUCCGCGCAAAGAGAUUGACUGCCGCCAGUGCAAUGUCGAGACAGGAUCAAGGCCAGUUGCCUACAUUCGGGGGGCAAGCUUUCGUGGAUGGUGAUUGCACCAUCACCGGUACCGAAAUGUAUGAAACGGCGACGGUGGCAGGUGGGCAGGCCACGUUCACUCUGAAGGCUAGCGAAGCUUUGGUCGUGUAUUUGCAAUGA
Pseudomassariella vexata is the source of this 1455-nucleotide messenger RNA. RefSeq lists its product as uncharacterized. Lineage: Eukaryota; Fungi; Ascomycota; Sordariomycetes; Amphisphaeriales; Pseudomassariaceae. The transcript has 4 exons. Bases 1 to 1455 code for a protein of 484 amino acids. The record is from RefSeq and is a predicted model, not a curated record.